Molecule: messenger RNA, 3105 nt
Organism: Symbiodinium sp. CCMP2456
Lineage: Eukaryota; Dinophyceae; Suessiales; Symbiodiniaceae
Source: the annotation of a GenBank genome assembly
AUGUUUUCACUACGACAAGUGUUCUCGCUGUGCAUCUGCAAUGACACUGCGGCAGAGGUCAGCGAAGAAGUCCGUUUCAAAAGUGGCCAGGGCGACUUCAGCACUGUCAAUGUGUCGCCUCAGUGUGCCGUCCACAAGGAGCAGCUUGACGAGCUCUUCCGAUCGAAGCCAUACCUGAAGUCCAAGGAGCACGAGCUCGCUUUCUUCAUCGACGAGCUGUGCAAGGCUAUCGAAAACGGCAACACUGAUGAGGCCCAGAACUGCCUUGACAUCCUGCAGAUGAAAUUGGAUCUGGAGGAAAAGAAUAUUUCAGCUGCAUUCAAAAAAUUCGAUCACAGUGGUGACGGCGUCCUCGCAAAAAACGAGGUCAAAUUCAUGCUCGACUACUUGGGCUUCCCAGAUACCCAAGAAGAUGUGGACAAGCUGAUGAACAAAGUGGACACGAGCCGCGAUGGAACAAUUCAGUUUGACGAGUUCUUGCGCUACGUUGGCAAAGUCGGUGGCACAGGAAAGCUCUUCGAGAUUCGACGGCAGCAGAUCCAGGAGCGUGGAGGCUUCAAAGGCUCCAUGACGGAUCCAGACAAUCUCCGAGUGGCCUUGCAGGAGUGUGGGAUCAACCCGGAAGCACAGGCCCACUGGCGACUGACCGCUAGUGAGUCAGAGCUAGACAGUGCUGCCCAGCUCCGGCCAUGCCAGCAGGCGGCAAUUCGUCACAUUCGAAACCUUGCCCAAGAGAACCACGAGCGAGCGCUGCCGGAGUUGCAGAAGAGAGUGCAAAAGCUGGGGUACACAGACACGGAGCUCUUCAUGGCACUGUCUUGGGUCAGAGAGCUGGCGCCAUUGCUUGUACAUAUCAACUUGGACAAGGUCGGCCAGUUCUUCAUGCAGGACACGCAUUAUCGGAACCAGUUCGAGACCAAAACGUCCGGUGGGUUGUUGAAAACCUCGGCUCGUGAAAAGUGGGAACGCGGACUCUUCGGCACAGCCUAUGACGGUGCCAGACCCGCUGAAAGGCCGAAAUACGGAGUGCAGAACAUCUGGAACGACCCUAGAGGCGUUGUCGGGGCCCGCCAGUAUGGUGAUUCCUACAUCGUCUUGAAGGAUAUCCGUCUGCGAUGCACGCUUUCUCCACAAGAUUCCGCGAACCUGCCAGCUCGAAGGCUCGCAGUUCUGGACUACUACGCCCACGUGCUUUUGGAGUACAGCGACAAGGAGCUGAAGGAGACAAUCCGUGUUGCAGAGAAGGGUGAUGAGAAAGUUGGUGAUUCCGAGAAGGUCGUCGAGAAGUGGGGCAUGUACAAGGAAGCACAGCUUCAUGGUGAGAUCGAUCUGCGAAAGCAUGUGGAUCGUCUCGUAGCGAACGAGCGCCAUAGGAAGCAAGCAGACUGGGUGGAAAGCAUUUGCAAGAAGAACGGCUGGACCCUCACAUGGAUGGAUGAAAUGCGGACCCAUCUCGAAGACAGGCAAAGUGGGGUCGAGCUUGACGCAAAGCAGUGGCCGCAAGGCUUCGUGCACAGAAUCGACCAGAGCAAAGUCAAAAUGGGCAGAGACAUGAAGUACAAUGAAGGUGUGCACUAUAUCCCGGCUUAUCCCCGGCUUAUCGCUUUAUCGCUCGUUUGUGGCUUUGUGAGCAGCGAGGUCUUAUUCCAAAGCGUGCAGGGCGAUUUCAGCGCUGUCGAAGUGUCACCACAGUGUACUGCCCACAAGGAUGAGCAGCUCGACGAGCUCUUUCGAUCGAGGCCAUACCUACUCUCCAAGGAGCACGAGCUCGCUUUCUUUAUCGACGAGCUGCGCAAGUCGAUCGCAAGCGGAAACGCGGAUGAGGCACAGAACAACCUCGACAUCCUGCAGAUGAAGCUGGAUCUGGAGGAGAAACACAUUGCAGCUGCAUUCAACAAGUUUGACCACAGCCGGGACGGCGUCCUCGCCAAAAAUGAGGUCACUUUCAUGCUCGACUACUUGGGCUUUCCAGACACCCAAGAGGAUGUGGACAAGCUGAUGAGCAUAGUGGACACCAGCCGCGAUGGAACAAUUCAGUUUGACGAGUUCUUGCGCUACGUUGGCAAAGUCGGUGGCACAGGAAAGCUCUUCGAGAUUCGACGGCAGCAGAUCCAGGAGCGUGGAGGCUUCAAAGGCUCCAUGACGGAUCCAGACAAUCUCCGAGUGGCCAUGCAGGAGUGUGGGAUCAACCCGGAAGCACAGGCCCACUGGCGACUGACCGCUAGUGAGUCAGAGCUAGACAGUGCUGCCCAGCUCCGGCCAUGCCAGCAGGCGGCAAUUCGUCACAUCCGCAAUCUCGCUCAAGAAAACCACGAGCGAGCUCUUCCGGAGUUGCAGCGGAGAGUGCAAACUCUGGGGUACACGGACACAGAACUCUGGAUGGUGCUUUCGUGGAUCAGAGAGCUGGCGCCCUUGAUUGUACAUAUCAACUUGGACAAGGCCGGUCAGUUUUUCCUGAAGGACACUCAUUAUCGGAAUCAGUUCGAGACCAAAACGUCCGGUGGGUUGUUGAAAACCUCGGCUCGUGAAAAGUGGGAACGCGGACUUUUCGGCACAGCGUAUGAUGAUGCCAAGCCGGCUGAAAGACCGAAAUACGGAGUGCAGAACAUCUGGAACGACCCUAGAGGCGUUGUCGGGGCCCGCCAGUAUGGCGAUUCCUACAUCGUUUUGAAGGACUUCCGCUUGCGAUGCACGCUUUCUCCACAAGAUUCCGCGAACCUGCCGGCACGAAAGCUCGCAGUUCUGGACUACUAUGCCCAUGUGCUUUUGGAGUACAGCGACAAGGAGCUGAAAGAGGCGAUCCGUGUUGCAGAGAAGGGUGAUGAGAAAGUUGGUGAUUCCGAGAAGGUCGUCGAGAAGUGGGGCAUGUACAAGGAAGCACAGCUUCAUGGUGAGAUCGACCUGCGAAAGCAUGUCGAUCGGCUCGUGGCAAACGAGCGCCACAGGAAGCAGGCCGACUGGGUGAAGAAGCUUUGCAAGAAGAACGGCUGGACUCUUACAUGGAUGGAUGACAUGCGAGCCCAGCUUGAAGACAGGCAAAGUGGAGUCGAGCUGGACGUGAAGCAGUGGCAGCUGCGAUGCAUUCACCUUGCCAGAUAUCCAUAA